This is a messenger RNA of Rana temporaria (common frog), 989 nucleotides long. It is a transcript of the gene ANAPC16, whose product is annotated as anaphase promoting complex subunit 16. The record is from RefSeq and is a predicted model, not a curated record. The coding region runs from base 154 to 507 and encodes 117 amino acids. Gene Ontology annotation, cellular component: anaphase-promoting complex; cytosol; kinetochore. Gene Ontology annotation, biological process: protein ubiquitination. Lineage: Eukaryota; Metazoa; Chordata; Amphibia; Anura; Ranidae. The transcript is spliced from 4 exons.
CCAAGUGAGCGCAGGCUGAGCACAGAGCGAGGAUACUGAGUGGAAGAAAGGCGUCACGUAGCCGGACCCGGAAGUGUCAGAAGACAGAAGUGUGUAGAGGGGGAGCGGCCGGAAGUGUGUAUGACAAGGCCGUUGUAGAGAAGGCUGGUGGUAAUGGCUGCCUCGUCGUCGUCUUCAUCAGCUGGCGGAGUGAGUGGAAGUUCAGUAACCGGGUCCGGAUUUAGUGUUUCAGACUUGGCACCCCCACGAAAAGCACUCUUUACUUGCCCCAAAGCAGCUGGAGACAUGCUAGAAGAUGGCUCAGAAAGAUUCCUGUGCGAGUCGGUAUUCAGCUAUCAAGUUGCAUCAACUUUAAAGCAGGUGAAGCAUGGUCUAAUCUUUUCAGAUCAGCAAGUGAGUCGAAUGGAGAAGCUGGCUGGGUUAGUAGAAGAACUGCAGGCCGAUGAAUGGAGAUACACACCUAUAGAGCAGCUCCUGGGCUUCACUCCAUCUUCGGGAGGAAAGUGACUGAACAUAUGAUGGAACUCCUGAAUCACCGAGGGGUGACAACUAAAACUAAGACUUCUUUUGGAAGAAAACGUUCAUUCUAUGCUGCUUUGACAAAGAUGCAGAAGACAACAUUUUCCUGUAAGCAAAGUGUCUUUCCAAUCCUUUUGUAAUCUUUAAAACCAUUGGGUUGUAUUUGGCCAGUCCCAUAUAACACCAUUGUAGAACCAAGUAUUAGGUUCUGUAAUAGAAUGAGCUCAUCCACAAAUCACACUUGUUUGUCUUCACUAAGAUCAUCCAGGACAAAAAAUAGAUGUCUUCUAUAUAAUUCCAUAUUUGACUUCCAUGAUGGCGAUUGGGUGCCAUCUAAUUUGGCAGAGUUCUUGGCAGUGGCAUAGUGUCAUGUGGGUACUUUAACAUAUUGUUUGUUUAUACUUCCUAGCUUAUAGAUUUUUGUCGGUUUUUGUUUUAUUGUAUUUUGUUUUUAUAAAAUAAAGUGUAAU